AGCAGGCGGUGGUCUCAAAUUGAUGGUGCAAGCAAGAAUUUACUCACAACACGAACACAGUAAUUAAGAGUCGGCGAUGGCUAGCGUUGGCAAAGAUGAGAUGAUAAGCUAGUAGCCAGCGGACUAAGCCAAGAAUUGUGGUUUACCGCUCGUCUCUCCCUCUCUCUCUGUGUCUGCUUCCGAUUUCCUCGCGUCUGCUCCGCCCACCUCCCGCCCUCCUCUCCUCCUUCACUGAUUUCCCCAAUUGAUGGAAAAAUGCAAGAAAAAUUUGAUCUUCUAAUCUCUCUCUCCAGCGCUCAGGUUUCUGCAGAUCACAUGAAUCAGAAACCAAAAAGCCGAUCCUUCUUAUCAUUAAAUGAAUUCAAAAUAUAGGACACUGGCGGGUGUUGGGGGUUGAGAUGAGAUCUGAUCCGCCUGAAUCACUGUUUGUCUGUGCCAUUUUACCGUGAUCUCGUUUUCAGUGCAUUUGAUACAUUUCUCAUAUUAAGCACCUUCCUUUUCUCAAUCCCGAGACGAUAAACCCUCUCAUCUUGCUUCCUUGCUCUCUGAUUUGGCUCCUUGGGUCAUUUCCAGCCCAAUGAUUCUUUCAAUUCUUAUAUUACUGAUGAGUCUCAAAGCAAUCCUUGUGGCUGUGACUUAGAUUAUUGGGAGAAGGGCGACAGAGGUCUUCCCUUUGGGGGCACCAUAUUCCAUAGUACAGUUGGUGGAAGUUUCAGUUCUGUUGAAACAACACAGCAAUUCCAAUCUGUUGAGUCUCCACACAUUGAGCGGCUUUCAUUGGAAUGCCCCACGCAGGAGAUUAAACACCUGGUCUCGUGGGGUGCAAUGGAACUGCCGCAAAGAAACAGUAAUAACACACCUGCUAGCUUUGAAAUCUCUGGGGGUUCAUCUGUCCUACAUGCUAAGGUGGGUUCUAAGACAUCAUCUUCACUUCAUGAUAAAUUGGACAAGUCUCAGAGAAGGAGCUGCCACAAAAGUUUGCAGUUUGAUGGAAACAUAUUGAGCGAAGAAGAUGCCAGGUCCAUUUACAUCAAUGAUCCUAGAAGAACCAAUGACAAGUAUGAGUUCACAGGGAAUGAAAUACGCACGAGCAAGUAUACAUUGAUUACUUUCUUGCCAAAAAAUCUUUUCAUUCAGUUCCAUCGGGUGGCUUAUUUAUAUUUCCUGGCUAUUGCUGCUCUCAAUCAACUUCCUCCUCUUGCAGUGUUUGGGAGAACUGUGUCCCUUUUCCCUCUCCUGUUUGUGCUUUGUGUUACAGCUAUUAAAGAUGGCUAUGAGGAUUGGCGGAGGCACAGAUCAGACCGCAAUGAGAAUAACCGAGAAGCCUUAGUGCUACAAUCUGGCCAAUUUCUACCAAAAAGAUGGAAAAAGAUACGAGCUGGUGAAGUGGUGAAGAUCUAUGCUGACGAGACAAUUCCUUGUGACAUGGUUUUGCUGGGGACUAGUGAUCCUAGUGGUGUUGCUUACAUCCAAACAAUGAAUUUGGAUGGUGAGUCAAACUUGAAGACGAGGUAUGCCAGGCAGGAAACAUCUUUAGCUGUAUCUGAAGGUUGUACAAUUUCGGGGUUGAUCAGAUGUGAACGACCUAACAGGAAUAUUUAUGAGUUCACAGCCAACAUGGAAUUCAAUGGGCAUAAGUUUUCCCUCAGCCAAUCAAAUAUCAUUUUGCGUGGUUGUCAGCUAAAGAACACUGAUUGGAUAAUUGGUGUUGUGGUCUAUGCUGGACAGGAAACAAAAGCAAUGUUGAAUAGUGCAGCAUCUCCUUCCAAGAGAAGCAAACUGGAAAGUUACAUGAACCGGGAAACACUAUGGUUGUCUAUUUUUCUUUUAAUCAUGUGUCUAGUUGUGGCACUUGGGAUGGGCCUUUGGCUUGCACACUACAAGGACCAGCUUGAUACCUUGCCUUAUUACAGAAAGACAUACUUCACUCAUGGGAAAGAUUAUGGGAAGCGAUACAAGUAUUAUGGAAUCCCCAUGGAGAUUUUCUUCUCAUUUUUGAGUUCUAUUAUAGUGUUUCAGAUAAUGAUACCAAUAUCUCUUUAUAUUACAAUGGAGUUGGUUCGUCUAGGACAGUCUUAUUUCAUGAUUGGAGACAGACAUAUGUAUGAUGGUAGUUCUGGCUCAAGGUUCCAGUGCAGAUCAUUGAAUAUAAAUGAGGACUUGGGUCAGGUGCGUUAUAUCUUUUCAGACAAAACAGGAACGCUUACUGAGAACAAAAUGGAAUUCCAGAGGGCCAGUGUAUAUGGGAAAAACUAUGGUGGAUCCUUGGAUGCAGCUGAUCUGUUGCAGGAAGAGAACCUUUCUGCUUCCUUUCUUUUGAUAAUUGCAGCUGAAGCUGCAUGCAGGAGAUGGAAACUUGAAUCUACAAUCACUGUCGAUUCUAAACUCAUGAAAUUGUUGCACAAGGACUUGGUUGAAGAUGAGAGAAUUGCUGCACAUGAGUUUUUCCUUACACUGGCUGCAUGUAAUACUGUUAUUCCUAUUCGUACCUGUGAUAGAUCUUCUAGUUGUGCCAAGAGCCAAUUUCAUGAGGAUGUAGAAACUAUUGAAUAUCAGGGUGAAUCUCCUGAUGAGCAGGCACUAGUUGCUGCAGCCUCUGCUUAUGGAUAUACUCUCUUUGAACGCACAUCUGGGCACAUAGUAAUUGAUGUUAAUGGUGAGAAACUAAGGUUUGAUGUGUUGGGCAUGCAUGAAUUUGAUAGUGUUCGGAAAAGAAUGUCUGUUGUCAUCAGAUUUCCCAACAAUGAUGUGAAGGUGUUGGUGAAAGGUGCUGAUACUUCCAUGUUCAGCAUUUUAGCCAAAGGAAAUGAGAGGGAUCAUCAUGUAAGGCAUGCAACACAAUGUCAUUUGACUGAAUAUUCAUCACAAGGUCUACGUACACUUGUGGUUGCUGCAAAAGAUCUUACGGAGGCAGAACUUGAGCUGUGGCAAUGCAGGUUUGAUGAUGCAAGCACUUCUUUGACUGACAGAGCCACAAAACUACGUCAAACAGCAGCGCUUAUAGAAUGUGAUUUAAAUCUACUUGGGGCUACUGGAAUUGAAGACAAGCUACAAGAUGGUGUACCAGAAGCCAUUGAAUCUCUCCGGCAAGCAGGUAUCAAGGUAUGGGUUCUGACUGGAGAUAAGCAAGAGACAGCAAUUUCUAUUGGGCUUUCAUGCAAACUCCUUACAAUGGAUAUGGAGCAAAUCAUUAUAAAUGGCAAUUCAGAGGAGGAAUGCAGAAAACUUUUGGCUGAUGCCAAGGCCAAGCAUGGUGUGAAAUCAUCAGCUGGAGGAAACCACAAUUUAAAAUGCAGUAAGAAUGCUGAGGUUGACUACCUUGAGGUAUCUGAGGGGAAGAAAGAAGGAAUAGCGAAAGCGCCACUAGCACUUAUAAUUGAUGGGAAUAGUUUGGUGUACAUUUUGGAGAAAGAACUAGAAUCAGAACUUUUUGACCUUGCAAUUUCCUGUAAGGUUGUGCUGUGCUGUCGUGUUGCACCAUUGCAGAAGGCAGGAAUUGUUGAUCUAAUCAAGAGCCGAACUGAUGAUAUGACACUGGCUAUAGGAGAUGGGGCAAAUGAUGUUUCAAUGAUCCAAAUGGCGGAUGUUGGUGUUGGAAUAUGCGGUCAGGAAGGGCGUCAAGCAGUGAUGGCAUCUGAUUUUGCUAUGGGACAAUUUCGAUUUUUGAAAAGAUUACUUUUGGUGCAUGGGCACUGGAAUUAUCAACGAAUUGGUUAUUUGGUUCUGUACAACUUUUACCGCAAUGCAGUUUUCGUAUUAAUGCUAUUCUGGUAUAUAUUAUGUACAGCUUUUUCAACAACUUCAGCAUUGACCGAUUGGAGUAGCGUAUUUUAUUCUGUCAUCUAUACUUCUGUUCCCACCAUUGUUGUCGGUAUUCUGGACAAGGAUUUAAGCCAUCGGACACUGUUGCAGUAUCCUAAACUUUAUGGCGCAGGGCAUCGACAAGAGGCAUACAACAUGCACCUCUUCUGGAUCACAAUGGCUGAUACACUAUGGCAGAGUCUAGUCCUCUUCGGUAUACCCUUGUUCAUUUACAAAGGGAGUACAAUUGAUAUAUGGAGCCUGGGCAGUUUGUGGACGAUAGCUGUUGUUAUCCUUGUUAACAUACACUUGGCAAUGGAUGUUCAGCGCUGGGUUUAUAUUACUCAUGUUGCUGUUUGGGGGUCAGUGAUCAUUACAUUUGCCUGUAUGGUGGUAUUGGAUUCUAUACCCGUCUUCCCCAAUUAUGGGACUAUUUAUCAUCAGGCGAAGUCACCAACCUAUUGGCUCGCAAUCUUGCUCAUAAUAGUCAUUGCAUUGCUCCCCCGCUUUCUUUUUAAAGUUGUAAAUCAGAUUUUUUGGCCUUCAGAUAUCCAGAUAGCCAGAGAAGCUGAGAUUCUGAAAAAAGGUCCUGAUAAUUUGAGGCCGAGACCUAAUGGACGUUCCAGUUGACUUGUAUUCUAGUUUCUCGUAGGCACACACACACAGAGACAGAUGGCUUCCCUCGAGUUAACCAUUAUAUCCUUUUUCCUGUGGCGUGCUGUUGUGAUGCUCAAAUGUAAAUUAUGCAAGUGGGGUUUGUGCCAACAUGUGAAACAGAUGAUGUGGCAUUUGACAUCAGCAGCAGCAGCAGCAGCAUCACCAUGUACAGGAUAAAAGGGGGAUGAAGGAGGGAUGUUCUACACCAAACUGAUUGGUUGGUACAUACAGAGAAUGUCAUUGACAUGAUUCAGGCAGGUGAAGAAUUGGACUACUGCUCUGGAAGAUGGAACUUGACCAAUUCGGUUGAUAUUUAUUAUUCAAGAAAAAAAUAUAUAAUAUUUGGUGUUUAGAGUUUAAACAUCACGAUGUGAAGGUCCAAAGAAGAUAAGAGAGAGAAAGUGAAGUAUAUAUUUUUUUUAUUUUUUUUUUUGACCUUUUGAUUGGUUUUGUGCCAAAUAUCAAGGUUUGUCAAAUUUUCUUCCCCAACACAAACAAAUGGAAUGGGAGUAAAACAACUGUUGAAAUCUGA
This is a messenger RNA of Manihot esculenta (cassava), 4990 nucleotides long. Its product is annotated as phospholipid-transporting ATPase 1. Gene Ontology annotation, molecular function: magnesium ion binding; ATP hydrolysis activity; ATP binding. NCBI's taxonomy places the organism in Eukaryota, Viridiplantae, Streptophyta, Magnoliopsida, Malpighiales, Euphorbiaceae. The transcript is spliced from 9 exons. Gene Ontology annotation, biological process: phospholipid translocation. The record is from RefSeq and is a predicted model, not a curated record. Gene Ontology annotation, cellular component: plasma membrane. The coding region runs from base 826 to 4431 and encodes 1201 amino acids.